Molecule: messenger RNA, 366 nt
Organism: Hansenula anomala
Lineage: Eukaryota; Fungi; Ascomycota; Saccharomycetes; Phaffomycetales; Wickerhamomycetaceae
Exons: 1
Coding region: 1-366 (121 amino acids)
Biological process (GO): transmembrane transport; basic amino acid transport
Cellular component (GO): fungal-type vacuole membrane
Molecular function (GO): basic amino acid transmembrane transporter activity
Source: RefSeq, a predicted model, not a curated record
AUGAGCAUUUCACAAGAUUUUGACGAAACAACAUCGCUUUUAAGCAAAAAAUGGACAAUACAAGAAGAAACAACAACAACUUUGGUGACUGAUUCAGAAUCUUUGGAAGAACUCGAGACACCGCACCCAAACCGUUGGAGUAUUAUUCCCUCGUUAUGGUGUGGAGCAUUUCUUGCUGCCCUGGACUCUACUGUUGUUGCAUCAACUUAUGCUAUUAUGGGAUCAGACCUUGGUGAUUCUUCAAAAGCUUCAUGGAUCGCAACUUCAUAUAUGCUGUCAUCCACAGCAUUACAACCAUUGUAUGGUGGUCUUAGUGAUAUUUUUGGUAGAAAAAAUGCUUUAUAUGUGCAAAUACAUUGUUCUUAA